Saccostrea echinata is the source of this 2899-nucleotide messenger RNA. RefSeq names its product angiopoietin-related protein 1-like. The transcript is spliced from 4 exons. The coding region runs from base 3 to 788 and encodes 261 amino acids. The record is from RefSeq and is a predicted model, not a curated record. Lineage: Eukaryota; Metazoa; Mollusca; Bivalvia; Ostreida; Ostreidae.
AUAUGAUAAACCGAGACAGUACCAGAGAGAAGGACGUUAUAUUUGGUACGUGUACGUACAAUCACAACAUGCAGCUAUCGAUUUUCUUUCCUGUCCUUGGUAUACAGUUUGUGGUUUGUCUUUCUCGUCGUUUGAAGGUGGAUCCUGUAAAAUUUAAAGACUGUAGCCAUGUACGAGCUCUGGGUCAUCUGAAGAACAGCACAUACACAUUAUGGAUGAAUGACACAACACCCUUCAAGGUACGCUGUGAACAUGGAACCUCUAACUCCUUCACCGUGAUUCUUCGGAGGAUGUAUGGAACAGAAAAUUUCUACCGUGGUUUCCAUGACUAUCAGUACGGGUUUGGUCAUCCCCAGGGAGAUUACUGGGCGGGGCUAAACCAAAUCUACUACUUGACCAGUGCAGCUGGUAACAACAUCCUAACUAUCAACAUGCAGGACUGGUACGGUAACAAUAGGAAUGUUCGCUACAAUCACUUCCGGGUCAAUGCUGCGCCAUAUUUCCAGCUUUCCAUCGGGUCUUUUCAAGGUCAAGUUCCAGAUGACCUUUCAUUUAACAAUGGCAUGUAUUUUGCCACCUACGACAAACCCGAUGCACAUAGUUGCGCUGUCCAUCAGAAAGGGGGAUGGUGGUACAAUUACUGUACCUUCGCCCUACCAACGGGGGUAUACUACCACGGGGGACCCUACACGCCUUCUGGUGGAUAUUACGACGGUAUUUACUGGAAAGAUUGGCAAGGAUACGGAUAUUCUCUGAAAUAUUUAGCCAUGACUGUUUCAAAUUCAUAAGGUGAACGUAAAGGCGAUGUAUAAUACUGCAGAUUUUGCGUGCAUAAAAGUACAAUAACUGAUGUAGAUAUUGUAAAGAUGUCAACGAAAUGCUAACAGAAGAAAACUUAUGAAAACUUUUUGUUUGUUUGUUUUUUAGAUUGUAGGAAUUGUGAAGAAUUUAUCAAACUACGAAUGUAAAUUACGAACUUCUGAACCUCGAGUGGGAAAUAAAAGUCACCAUUUGGAUAAUUUUAUGAAGUUAUUGAACAAUUUUAUAGUGUUUGUAAACGUACUAACAAAAAUUAUUUUCAGUAAAUUGGGUGUGAAGAGGAGGGAACAUAGAUUCUUAUUGUCAUUCGUUUAUUGUAGUGUACAUGUAUACCAAUAACAAACUCUAGAAAAUGUCAUAUUUGAGGUUGCGGAAAGUUAAUUAAGAAUAUAACUAGUAACACUAAUCUAAAAAUAAUUAUUAAGUACAUGUACUAGCGAUGUUGAUUAACCCUCUCAUUAUGGUGGUCAUCAAAUACUAGUAAUUACAUCUACAUGUAACUACAUGUACUUGCCAUUUGCAUUUAUUAGCAUAAUAAUGAGAGUGUUAUUGAAUUUAUAUCAGUGUAUUUUUGCACGAAUAUAAGAUUUUCAAUUACAUAAUUAUGUUAAUGCAUUUUGAAACCGAAUGAGUAUCGUUAUCCAUGAAUAUAAAUUCAAAAAUUUGGGUUUUUAAAAUUUUUUUUAGACAGGUCUGUUGUAUCUCUAUGUUUAGUUUAUCAGUUGAGGCAUAUUUUUAUGCUAUAGUAUGCGUGCAUUAGCAUAGAUCAUAAGGGCUUUGCAACUAGAAGUUGGUGUAUGGGUACACUAUAGUAAUAAAUUUGUCCGUCUGUCUGUCUUUCCGAUCAACACUUUUUGUGACGCGACAACUGAUUAGUAAUCCCUAGUCCUGAUUAAAUUAGAAUAUCACUAAAUGACUGCACCUAUAGUCCUGAUUAGAAUAUCACUAAAUGGCUGCACCUAGUCCUGAUUAAAAUAUCACUAAAUGGCGUCACAAAGUCUUAAUCAGAAUAUCACUAAAUGGGUUGCACCUACAUGUAGUCCCGAUUUGAAUAUCAAUAAAUUGCUGCCCUUAGUCCUAAUUAGAGUACCACUAAAUUUGUUGUACACCUAAUCCUGAUUAGAAUAUCACUAAACGGCUGCACCUAGUCCUGAUUAGAAUAUCACUAAAAUGGUUACACCUAAUCCUGAUUAGAAUAUCACUAAACGGCUGCACCUAGUCCUAAUUAGGACAUUACUUAAUAGCUGUAUCUAGUCCUGAUUAGAUUAUCACUAAAUGGGAUGCACCUUUUCUUGAUCAGAAUUUCACUAAAUAGCUGUAUCUAGUCCUGAUUUGAAUAUCGCGAAAUAAAUUACAUACUCUGAUGAGAAUAUCAUAAAUGGGUUGUACCCUGCCCUGAUUAAAUACCGGUAUCUCUAAAUGGAUUUUUCAUGAAUACGUAAUUAAAAAGAAACAUAUCUUUUUAAAGUUAUAAAUGAAAUGCCUAGCAAAAUUUUUUUUUUCAAAAGGUCUGACAAUAUAGCUCCCAUAUUACAGAUAAUAACACAUGUAUUUAUCUUUUGUACCCAGUGGUAUAAUGAAUUAAUGUUUAAUUUUCUCCCUGAAAUUUAAUAUUGAUCACCUAUUUUGUGAAAAAAUUGUUUUUCCUUUCGUAAUCAUGAAUAGGAGUAUGCAUAAUUAUAUGCAAUAAGACUUGGAAGGAAAUUAUUCGAGUUUGAGGCGGCAAAGCUCUGGAACUCUCUACUAAAAGAAGUUAGAUUCUUCUCUUACAGUCACUUCCAAAUUUUAAUUUCAACAUACAUGUAGUGUUAAAUUAAAUUACUGCAGUAUGAGCUCCUGCAAUCUCCAGACUUUCCUGCCUCAAUCUUAACUACUCUCCCCCCCCCCUCUCUCUCUCUUGUUGAUGUUCAGUUGAUCUUCACUAAAUAAUUGAUUUCUCACCCUUAGUUUAUUUCUCUGUCAGAUCUAUUCUUGAUGACAUGUUGUAAAUUGAUACAAUAUAUUUGUAUGUAUUUUAUUUUUUCUCUUUUAUGUACAUUAUGUAUGUUUUAUGUGUUUUUAUAAUAAAUUUAAUGCUUAA